This is a messenger RNA of Melanaphis sacchari, 1326 nucleotides long. RefSeq lists its product as uncharacterized. The record is from RefSeq and is a predicted model, not a curated record. Lineage: Eukaryota; Metazoa; Arthropoda; Insecta; Hemiptera; Aphididae. The transcript has a single exon. The coding region runs from base 1 to 1326 and encodes 441 amino acids. Gene Ontology annotation, molecular function: nucleic acid binding.
AUGUCCGAUAAGAAUAAAGAUACUCGUAGUCAGAGUAAGAAAAUUAUAUAUGACGUGUAUAAAUUUUUUAAAAACCUAUCUGAGAAACCUGAUUUGACAGCCGAUUUUUUUAAACGUGCCCAAGAAGUUACAGCUCAAGCUUGUAGAGUUUCAACUCGUACCGUUACCCGCAUUUGUUGUGAGGCUUCGAAAUCAGUAAAUCCACAAACACAUGUUCCAAGUCCAUCUUUUAAAUCUCCGCGGAAAUCGUACAAACGCGCGAAAAUUCUAACUGAGUUGGACGAUUAUGAUGCAAGUAUAGUUGGAAGUAUUGUACAUGAUAUAUAUGAUAAUGGUGAGUACCCUCUUUCUUCAAUAAUUCUCAAUACUCUGCGAGAAAAAAUUAAUUACACCGGAAGUAUUAAAUCAGUGCAUCGAAUCCUUAAACAUUUGAACUUUUCGUUUAAGAAAUGCACCGAUGGUCGCAAUUUGUUAAUGGAGCACACAGACAUUGUUGCUCAACGAUGUAUAUUUCUUAGAAAAAUGUGCACAAUGCGUACAAAUAAAGAUAGUCACCCCGUCGUUUAUGUUGGUGAGACAUGGAUUAACCGAAAUCAUCCUACUGCUAAAGAAGGAGGAGUGAUUGUUUGCUACGCAGGAUGCACCCGCCAGGGUUUUAUUAAAAACUCCAAAUUAGUUAUUUGUAGUAAUACUGGCAAUAGUAUUGAAAACAAUUGCCAAAUGAAUGCUGAAGUUUACAAACAGUGGUUUCUGACAUUGCUCGACAAUAUAGAAGAGCCAUCUGUUAUUAUAAUGGGCAAUGCAUCUUAUAGUUUAACCUUAUCUGAAAAUUAUCCCAAAUGUAAUUCAAUAAAAGCAGAUGUACAGAAAUGGCUUACGGAUAAAAAAAUUCCCUACAGUCCUCUCGAAACAUUGGCCGAACUUAAAAUAAAGGUAAAAAAUACAAUUUCACGUGAAAAAUCUUUCCAUCUUGAUCAACUUGCAUUAAAAAGAGGUCACGAGGUGAUACGAUUUCCUCCCUAUUACCAUCAGUAUAAUCCUCUCGAGUUAAUUUGGGCCCAAGUUAAGGAUCAAGUUAAAAAAUUAAACAAUAAUUUUAAUAUCGUGGAAAUUGAACGAUUGACUCACGCAGCAUUAGAUUCGAUGACUGUAUGUGAUUGGGAUAAAUGUGUACAACAAGCAGAAGCUGUCCAAUCACAGGCCUAUGAAAAAGAAAUUCGAAGAGAUACCAUAUUAGAACCCAUGAUACGAACCAUAUUACCUGAUAACAAUGAUUACAGUGGUGAUGAGGAUGCAGAUAAUGAUGAAGACUUAUUAUUUUUAUGA